Molecule: messenger RNA, 1645 nt
Organism: Tuber melanosporum (Perigord truffle)
Lineage: Eukaryota; Fungi; Ascomycota; Pezizomycetes; Pezizales; Tuberaceae
Exons: 5
Coding region: 234-1328 (364 amino acids)
Biological process (GO): GDP-mannose biosynthetic process; cell wall mannoprotein biosynthetic process
Cellular component (GO): cytoplasm
Molecular function (GO): mannose-1-phosphate guanylyltransferase (GTP) activity; GTP binding
Source: RefSeq, a predicted model, not a curated record
UCUCUCUCGAUGUUUUGGUGUGAGGUAGAAGAUUGGUUAUUUCUCCUUUUUAACCUUCCAACCCCCCCCCCCCCAACCUGACCUUCUCCUUUCUUUGAGCCUACAUUCCUCAAGCCACCCUUCUUCACCCACCUCCUCUUUAAUCGACGCAUUCAGUUCACUCGUUUAACCUUUCGACUUUAAACUCUUGUAAUACUUCUAUCAAAAGAAACUCUUCGCCAUUCAAUUUCAAGAUGAAAGCCCUCAUUCUCGUCGGUGGUUUCGGUACUCGUCUAAGACCUCUUACGUUGACCCUUCCCAAACCUCUUGUGGAAUUUGGCAACAAACCCAUGAUUCUUCAUCAAGUUGAGUCUCUGGCCGCCGCUGGUGUUACCGAUAUUGUUCUUGCUGUCAAUUACAGACCUGAUGUUAUGAUCAGUGUUCUCAAGAAGUACGAAGAGCAAUACGGUGUCACAAUCACCUUUUCUAUCGAGUCCGAGCCUCUGGGGACUGCCGGCCCACUUAAACUUGCGGAGGAUAUUUUGGGUAAGAACCAGGAGCCGUUCUUUGUUCUAAACUCGGAUGUUAUCUGCGAUUACCCGUUCAAAGACCUUGCUGCAUUCCACAAAUCACAUGGCCAGGAGGGAACGAUCGUGGUCACCAAGGUAGAGGAGCCCUCGAAAUAUGGUGUCGUCGUUCACAAGCCAGGCCACUACUCACGCAUCGACCGGUUCGUAGAGAAGCCCGUUGAGUUUGUCGGGAACAGAAUCAAUGCCGGCAUCUACAUCCUGAACCCCUCGGUCCUGAGCAGGAUUGAGCUCCGCCCUACAUCAAUCGAGCAGGAAACUUUCCCUGCCAUUGUCAGGGAUGGAGAGCUACACUCCUUCGAUUUGGAAGGUUUCUGGAUGGAUGUCGGGCAGCCAAAGGAUUUCCUCACCGGAACCUGCCUCUACCUGUCGUCACUGGCCAAGAAGAACUCGAAGUUGCUAACUCCUUCUUCCGAGCCUUUUGUAUAUGGUGGAAACGUCUUGAUCGACUCCACCGCAACGAUUGGAAAGAACUGCCGCAUUGGCCCUAACGUUACUAUUGGGCCGAACGUCGUCAUUGGCGACGGUGUCAGAGUUCAGAGAUCUGUUCUCCUCCAAGGAUCAAGAAUCAAGGAUCAUGCAUGGGUCAAGAGCACUAUCGUUGGCUGGAACAGUACAGUCGGAAAGUGGGCAAGGCUAGAGAAUGUCACUGUAUUGGGUGACGAUGUGACUAUUUCUGAUGAAGUCUAUGUUAACGGAGGAUGUGUGCUGCCACACAAGACCAUCAAGGUUAACAUUGACGUACCCGCUAUCAUCAUGUAAAGGCCAGAGUUGCAUUUCCUGUUUCUAGACCCUGGCCAAAGGGCGACCUCUCCUCUUAUUUUUUCUGUUUUCUAAACCCUUUUCUUCCUAUUCCUUGUAAUCGACUAAGAUAUUGGACUAGGGUUGAGCAAAGGGCACCGCGGGGCUUUCUCUUGAGGCGGGGGCUUAUUCUUUGUAAUCUUUCUGUUUUCACCUGUAGAGAAGGGAACAUGUAAUUUGGUGAUCAUGAUGUAUGUUUAUGUAGUAUGGGGAAAUAGGUGUCAUGGGGAGUCUUGACAUAUAUAUAUGUAACAUAAUCUGCAAAGUUCUUACUCUAA